Molecule: messenger RNA, 1974 nt
Organism: Spirometra erinaceieuropaei
Lineage: Eukaryota; Metazoa; Platyhelminthes; Cestoda; Diphyllobothriidea; Diphyllobothriidae
Source: the annotation of a GenBank genome assembly
AUGUCGCCUGCGGCGCCGGAAACAAAUGUCGGAUCCAUACGGAGGCUCACUUCCCUCGGACGUAAGGAGUCUCUCAGCAAGCUGGAACGUCAGGAGAGUUUGCCGGCGUCCAUCGCAAGUGGUCCUACCGGUGGGAUUCCGGCAGAUCUUGCCAGCGUGGCUACUAAAGGUUACGGGAGCGUUAUUACUGGAGGUCAUUCCAGUAUGACUACUGGUGGCUAUCCGAGCGUAGUUACUGGCGGUCACCGCAGCAUGGGUUCAGCAAGUCAGGCCAGUCUGGCUACAACAGGUCGUACCAGCGUGGCGGACAUGAGUCGUGGUCUUCAGCGACUUACAGAGGAGGUGCGAGAGGGAAGGAGCGAUUUGACUGACCUGCUAAGUAAGUACCUGUGCCAGGUGAAACGACCCCCACCCUGCCCCAUAUCACCUUGUGGCAUAGCUUCCGCAACUCCGGCAUGCAGGAUUGGGGGAUGUGAACGAAAGGUCCGUGACUCAGAGGCAGAAGGGAAGACUGAAAUACAGCCCCUCUUUCGCAUCCUGUUGGGGGGAGGAGAGGCUAAUCAGUCCGGACAAGGUCGACGGAGAAAUACAGCCGUAGAGGAGGACCCUGGUUCUGUCUGCAAGAAUGGUUCCGCAUCUGGACUGCCGAACUUUAUAGAGGAGCUGACAAAAGGUCUCCAGGUUCUGAUCCAGCAAGUGCAGAACGACAAGAUAGCCCUCAACGUCAUGGUUCAGCGAGCCCUUUCAACUCCCAGAUGCCCUCAAGCGACGCCGUUACCAUCCUGCCCUCUCCCCUCACCUCCGUCUUGCAAGGUACCCAGCUGCCAAAAUCGGAUGUUGGAACAGCUGGAGGGGGUGAGUCAGGAACUGGAAGCCCUCACUAGACAGGUUCAGGAAAACGGCACGGAACUGACAUGUUUGCUUCGUCAGGCCCUAAAUCCCUGUCAACCGGUCUGCCCUCUUCCGAAACCCUGCUGCCCUCUAACCAACAGGGCUUCCCUAGCCCAAGAAAACCCCGACGGCCUAGACGGUGAACUGAAGUCUCCUAUGCACAGGGACUGUCCAGCCACUCCACGACCCUGCUGCCGUCCAGCCAGACCUGACCCCACCUGCGAGCUGGAGAUCAUUAGCCAAGUUGUGGAACAGUUGGGCUGUGAAAUUCGUGCCGAAAACGAAGCCUUGACCUGUCUACUGAAACAGGCUCUGGAACGCGAAGCCCCCGCCUGCUGCGACCUACCGCCGCCGCCUUGCGGACCACCGUCGCCGACGGAGGCAGAACUCUGUGAACUGCAGUGCAGUCUUCGACAGCUGGUCACAGAAGUACACGCUGAACAGCGACAGCUGAAUGCAAUGAUUCGCGAGGCUCUGGGUUUGCCGGUAUGUCCGGACCCCUGCACACCGCCAGCACCACCUGGACCCAGUUGCACAAUGUUGUCAAACCUGCAGCAGUUGAAAGACAGUCUACAAAAGAUAUCCGAGGAAGUCUGCUGCAGGGAGAGCGGGCGGAGUAGUAACACUGCGAAAGCCCUCAAGGAAGUGGAGGAGAGUAUUGCGCAACUGAGCCGCGACCUGCUUGAGCCACCGCCGACUUGUCCGAAACAGGUGGACGCCGGAGUCGACGCGAAUAAUGUGCUAAUAAGGGAGAUUGUGAAGCUGAUAACUGAAGCCAGUGGCGGAAAAGUAAAAAAGAAUAAGAAGAGCGUUGCAUCAGCUACCUGUGGCGCAGAAUCGACUAGUGAUGUGCUUGGUGCGGUUUGCAAGAUACGGGAGUGUCUGGAGCGCAUGAGCGGUGCCGGCUCCACGAAAGAUAAGUCUGAAGAGACAGGAAGGACGGACGACGAAGAGGAAGGGGGAGAGGGUGGGAAACAGUUAGAAAAGACUGCGGACUACAACGAUAAAGGUGGGGGUGGGGGAACUGACACCUCCAAGGAGAUUAAACUCACCUUCCAGAUUAUGGGUUUCCCUAACUCUUAG